Messenger RNA from Bactrocera oleae (olive fruit fly), 3193 nucleotides. Lineage: Eukaryota; Metazoa; Arthropoda; Insecta; Diptera; Tephritidae. The record is from RefSeq and is a predicted model, not a curated record.
UUUGGGCCAUAAUGGGUUAAAAAUAUGUUAGAGGAAUGGUAACACUGGAAAUCUUUUGUGUUUUUUGUGGGAGUUGCAAUUAACAACAGCAAUCUACAUAACGUCAAACGCUGCUAUUUUUGUUGAAUGUAGACCGUAUCAAGGAGAAAAUUUCCACUUUGUUACAGUAUCAGUGCCAGACACUGUUUUGCAUUUAGUCAUCGAUCUUAAAUUUUUUUGUAUUGUAGCGAAAUCGGUACUUGUGAUUAGUAUUUUUCUGGCGAUAAUUCAAGAGGAAACUGGGAAACAAGUUCUAUCUUGCUUCAAGGACUUCAAUUUAAAAUAUUUUAAUUGACAAAUAAUCAAUGGAAGAUAUAACUCCUCUUACAAAUCUUCAACAGUUGUAAAAGCAUAAUUAAUCUGUGAUUAUUACUUCCAUAUCAGUUUCGGUUUCUUUAAAAUCAGAUCCGAUAAUUAAGAAGAAAAUGACCGAACGUCAACCUCUUUUGCUUCAGUCGGAAAAUACUGCGUCGGAAGAAAGAUAUCCACCUCGACCAGAUGUUCGAAAUUCUCCUGAAAAUACAUUAGUAAAUGUUCAAAGUGAAGAAAGCAUUGGCUCAAAUGAGAGUUUAGAGAAGUCAACAUAUAAUCCUUCUUUGCACCGGACGUUGGAGCAUCCCACCUCGAAUUUUGACACCUUAGUGCAUUUACUGAAGGGUAAUAUCGGUACAGGAAUUUUAGCAAUGCCAGAUGCUUUUAAAAACGCUGGUCUUUAUGUGGGACUAUUUGGUACGCUAAUAAUGGGAGCGAUUUGCACACACUGCAUGCAUAUGCUGGUCAAAUGUGCUCAUGAGCUCUGUCGAAGGCUUCAACAGCCAUCACUCAGCUUUUCGGAAGUAGCGUUCUGUUCAUUCGAGACAGGACCCAGUGGUUUGAGACGUUAUUCGCACAUUGCACGGCGUAUUGUAACGACCUUCCUUUUUAUCACCCAAAUUGGAUUCUGCUGUGUAUACUUUGUUUUUGUGGCAUUUAAUAUAAAAGAGGUGGUGGACCAUUAUUUUCGCCACAAUAAUAUAAAUGUUAAAGUUUACUUAACACUUAUUUUACUCCCAAUGAUACCCCUAAACCUUGUGCGUAAUCUCAAAUACCUAACUCCGGUGUCAUUAGCUGCAGCAGUACUUACCGUAUUAGGUCUAGCAUUCUCAUUUUUUUAUAUACUACAAGAUUUACCUGACACGGACACAGUAAAACCUGUUGCAUCGUGGGCUCAACUACCAUUGUAUUUCGGCACAGCAAUAUAUGCAUUUGAGGGAAUUGGAGUAAUAUUACCAUUAGAAAAUAAUAUGAAGAGACCUGAAGAUUUUGGAGGCUCAACGGGUGUAUUGAACACUGGAAUGACUAUUGUGGCAUGUCUGUAUACCACAGUUGGCUUCUUCGGUUAUUUAAAGUAUGGAGAGAAUGUUAAGGGCAGCAUAACAUUAAAUUUGCCCCCUGAUCACUUCAUAUCGCAGAUGGUACGGAUAGCUAUGGCCAUAGCAAUAUUCCUAUCAUACACUUUGCAAUUCUAUGUACCUGUUAAUAUUGUUGAGCCCUUCAUUCGCAAUCAAUGCGAGGACCAACGCACAAAAGAUUUAGCAUCGACGUUACUUCGGAUUGUAUUAGUUGUUGUUACAUUUCUCCUGGCUGUUUGCAUACCAAAUUUGGGUCCAAUAAUCUCUUUAGUGGGAGCUGUCAGCAGUUCGGCGUUGGCGCUAAUUGCUCCACCAAUAAUUGACAUAAUCACAUUCUAUCCUGUGGGUUUGGGCAAGUAUAAUUGGAUAUUAUGGAAAGAUAUUGCGAUUCUGCUCUUUGGCUUAUGCGGCUUUUUCUUUGGCACUUAUGCAAGCUUAGAUCAAAUUCUCAACCCAGGUAUAAAUUAGUUGCUUAUUUUAAGGACGAAACAUGUACGUAUUUUAAAUGUAUCUUAUCGAAAGCCAAUCAUUUAAAACCUAGCAAGGAAAAUAAGUUAAAAGUAACUCAUCACAAAAAUUAUAAGUGUAAACAAAAAUAUAACAUUAACAUAUAUGCUAUGAAAUAUCUUGCUUUUGAGCUAUGAAGUGCUAUUUUUAUUAAAAUAAAUUAUUAUUUUUUUUAUAUUACAUUGUUGCUAUAUUUUUAAAAUGUUGUCCAGAUGCAUAAUUUAGUGGAUUUAAUCGCUGAAAAAGCACAAAGAAAUCAAUAAUUUCCAAUUAUUAAGCAUGUUUUUAUUAACAAUGUAAGCUUAAAUCCCAAAUUUAUAACAACAUCAAGUAACUAAGGUAUAUUAGUUAUAUACAACUUCUGCACGAAAAUUAGUUAUUCACAAUUUUAAAUUCCGCAAGUAAUUAAAUCAAGUACAUGUAAUGUUCCAACGCUAUCCUUAGUUGAGAUUUGCAGGAAUCUUUAUAAAAUUUAAAUGUGUUAUAAUAAUAGUAAGUUAAAACACAAAAAACAAAAAAAAAGAGUUUAUACACACAAUUAUCAAAAGUACAAGCGCCAAAUGAGUGCGGAUAGUAUGACAUCUUACAAACCAAACCAUUAAAUGUUGUAAUAUAAGUAGAAAAUGUAAAGCAUGACAAGAGUCACUCUGAAAUCUCGUAUUUUAAGAAUGAGAUAUUGUAUUAACCUUGCCUACUCGAUUUAUUUCACAUAUUGACUUCCAUUUUCAAUGGUAACAUUCCAAUUAAUCUUAAUAUAUAAUUUAUUACUCAAAUUCAAUGAGUAUUGAGUAAGAUGCUUCGGAAGGACACACUUUUUAAGUUCAACAACUUUGAAUAGAGACACUAAUAAUAUUAAAUAUGAAAAAUUUCUACUUGAUGAAAGCCAGUUAGUCAGUAAUCGACGAAAAAACUUAUUAUGUAACUUUUCAUUAUUGAUAUAAAAAAAAUUCAUACGCGCAGUUGUUUUCUUUAUAUAUGUAUCUAUAUGUAAAUUAUAUUUUCAUUAGAUUUGCCAAUCAAUACUCAUUUUAUCUAGUUUAAUUAUAAACAUUUAUUACUGCAUUUUAUUUUAUUCAUAUUUUUCUAUACAAUUUUAAUUCAUAUACUAUGUGUAGAGAAUUAUUAUUCGUAUUUAUGAUAUCAACCAAAUAGAAUUCGAAUCUUGCCAAAUAACGUUGACACUAAUAAUAAAGUUCUCCUUACUUCGGAGGGUGUAUCCUUUACGAACAAAAAUUUAAUCCAUAAUGUCAAAAAAA